UGUUUAUUUAGUUAUAUUUCACUUAUAUUGUUCAUUGUAAACAAGAUGUAUAUAUGUGUUGGUGAAAAAUACUUUAGAUUUUUAUUUUUCUGAAAUAAAAUGGAACAGAGUUGUCAAAAGGAAGUAAAAUAUACUGAAUUUAAAAGAAAAACAAAUGGAAACAUGAAAGUUAUUGAAAAAAUAUGCAGCCUAUUCAUUUUGAAAACAGAGAAGAGGACUGUCACUUGGGGUUGGAGGCAUAAAAAGAAUGAUGUAAGCUCAGUAACUGCUUACAGUACAAAGAGCUUGUUAUGAAAAGGAAGGGGGCACUAAGAUCCUGUUUCAGUUCUAGCGUAUUAAUUUUUCUAAUGUUUGUUUAUCGUGUUAUUAAUGUUAUACCCUAGGGAUCAGGGGAAGUAAACUUGAUAUUGAAUUGAUAUUACUUUAAAAAAAAGAGAUAAAACAUUUUGUAACACAGUGUAGAAAUAACUUUAAUAAAUGUCUUGUCUAUACACAAAUUUAUCAUUGAAAUAAUACAUAUAAUACAUUCUGGUUCUUGGCAGGACUUCUAUGAACAAGUAUAACACCAAAUUGUACACUGAACACAAAAGUGUGCCCAACAUAUCAGUUUAGAGAAAAAAAAGUUAAUCUUUGCUCCUGUAUAAAGUUUUAACUAAAUGCUGUUAAAUGCCUUUAUACAACAAUUAAGCCCCAUAAACAGUACUAGAAAAAUGCCUGAUGUUGUUCUGUGAAAUAUAGAAUAUUUUAAAUAUAAGUAGCAGUUUUAACAUAAAUAUGUUUUUCUGCUGAAAUGUGCAAAUUAACACAUCUGGGCUGGUAUGCAUCUGGUUAUAAGAUAAGAUGUGGUAUGAGAUAUGAAACUGAGCCUUGUGGUAUAAGACUUAUAUGGCCUUUUACUUUUAUUUAAGGAAUAGCUUUGUGAAAAGUCUGAUGUCAUUUAAAACCUGAAGCAAUUUAUCCUUUUUAAAAGCAACGGUUUAUUGUGGAAACCUAUAUAUGACUGCUCAGAAAAUGUGUUAGCAUAAAUGUAAAUGUAAUUGUGUUCUUGUUAUUACUAAUGGUGACCUUGACUCAGUCCAGGAAUGCUGCUUAUAUUGUGAGGUUAUAGUAUGUUCAGGAGUUCAAGUAGCUUUGUAGUUUCAUUACCUGUUGAAAAUUUGUGUAAAUGCUUCACAACAGUUGUUCACUUUUGCUCAUGGGAGAUUCUAAUCUUUCAUUGCAGCUCUGAAAUGUCUUGAACAUUGCGGUCUUGAAAAGCGUCACAUCAGCAACUAACACGAAAUGUUUAUGUACUUAACUGCCACUGCAAAACACUGGUAUUGUCUUUGUUUGCAAGAUUAUAACAUGAGAUUUCAUUAACUUUCUCAUGUGCUGGUUAUAAAUGUUACCAGUUGUUAAAUAGAUCUUUGAAACAAUAUCCGGACAAUUUUAUUAUUUAAUUACUCUUAUAACCAAAUGUAGAUUAAAAUAAAAUUGUACAAAUAGACAGUUAACCUUUCUGGGUAAUGUUAGUAAGAUUUCUAAUGUGAUUUUAGGAACUUUUCCUUGAAAAGAAAACACAUUGUUGUUUUGUUCUACAUUUAACUUUUUGCUAAACCUUUUUUUAAGUGUAUCAUUUAAUAAAAAAAUAAUAACAUAAAUAUGUAUACACUCAUAUACUGUAUAUAUGUGCUGAAAAUGUAGUUGAGAGAAAGGUGAUAUAUGACAUGCCAUGUCAGUGACAGAAAGGUGAGUGUAUAUUUGUGUGCUUGCAUCUGAAAUGCUGCACUAUAACUGCAAAUUUUAGUUUAAGUUUAAGUAUAAUUAACCCAGCUUUAUUUUUUUUAUUGUUGAAUUUGCUUAAGUUGUUAAUUUGGUUGUUAGAUGUCUAUUUUGUUACUUUAGUCCUUUAAGAUUGUGUAAUGCAAUUCCUUUAGAAUGUUUCUUUAGUUGAUUUUCCUUUAGUUCCUUUACUUUUUGAAUUUCCUUUAGAAUAUUACUUAGUUGUUAGUUAUUUGUUUUUGCUAGUAUCUGUAAAUCAUGUGCUGGUAAAUAUCAUGGGAGGUGUAAAAGUGUGAAGUAAGACAGCCAAAUAAUAAGUGAACUUAUUCUAAAACCAAGUGAGAAAGAAAAACUAAGACGUGGUUAAAUGCCUAUACAAUUAUAGCUUUGGCACCUUGUCUAUUCUCCUGCAGACUGUGGCUCAUUAAGGCCAAACAAGAGAAGAGGAGAGAGAGAGAGAGAGAGAGAUCGUGUCACCAGAGUGUGUUCUACAGUUAAAAGAGGGAACAAUAACAGAGAAUGGGGAGAUAAUCAUCAAAAAUUUCCCUAGGCUUUUCACCCCUCAAGAAAAGAGCUUUCUUUUCAAUCGAUUAGCAUGAUGCCCUCCUCCAAGCAGUUCCCAUCUUCCUGCUCUCAGGUCUACUGGUGUUUUAAUCCUGCUAGAGAUCAAAUUCCACAGGUAACUUCUUGUUCUUCAGGUUCUUCCUGCAUCAAAUAAUUAACAGAAAUCCUAAUUAAUUCAAAUAUAACAAAAAAUCGAAUACAUUUGAGUCCUAUGGUAUAUAAUAACCCAGGUCACGCUGGAUAAAUAACCAUUACGGAUUUUAGUCACUGAAACAGGGUAUGACUCAGUCUCUGUACUGGCACUGGGCAUUUUCACUUUCUUACCUUCUCACCAAGUUUCCUGUGACCUGUAUCUGACCUGACCGACUUUUUUUUUUUUUUUUUUACUUUUCUGUGAAACAAGUUUAGUUAUUCUCAAACUUUCCAUUAUUAUCUCUAUGCAGCGACUUCAGGCUCUUCAUGGCCUUCCCCUGAGACUGUGGGAAAGUGUGCUGCUAAAAGCACCCAUGCAUUGUCAUGUUAAUGGCUCAGGGUGGUGGUUUGGAGGGGAGGUUUUCGGCAGCUACACGUUUAAAACGAGGUUGCAGCAUAAUUUUCCCAGCCUAGCAGGCACCAUUAGUUUAGACUUAUGAGAACGCAUCGACUCGAGAAAGCGAACUCUUCCGUUUUACAUUGCGUCAGAAAUUAAGCAGAGCUAUGACCGCUUCGAAUCUCGGCAACGGACCAGAAAAGAGCUUCAACGCCAAAGAGGAGCGCAAGUAAUCAUUGGUGUAAACAAACUUAUAUUUUAGCUUCGAAAGCCUCUGAUAGAGAAGAGACGUAGAGAACGCAUCAAUUCCAGCUUGGAGCAGCUCAAGGGUAUUAUGGUGGAUGCUUACAAUUUAGAUCAAUCAAAACUUGAGAAGGCGGAUGUUCUGGAGAUAACUGUGCAACACAUGGAGGGUCUUCAGAGAGGCCUUGGACCAGCAGCCAGUCAGGGAGCUAGUGUGGCUUUUGAAUCUCGCCAACGAUACAGUAGUGGUUAUAUCCAGUGUAUGCAUGAGGUGCAUAAUUUGCUCCUUAACUGCCCUGGCAUGGACAAAUCACUGGGUGCUCGUCUUCUGAACCACCUGCUGAAGGCUCUGCCCCAAAUCAGUGGGGAGAGUGGUGCCACGGGCAGUGCUGCCACCAGCAGUCCUCUUCCUCUUCCCACCUCGCCUACAAAUUCUCCACUGGCUCUUCCCUCCUUUCAAUCCCGCUCUCUACAACUACACACCCCUCCCUCUCCUGCGAGCCCCCCCUCACCCAGCAGCCCCCACUGCUCUCCUGGAAUUCUCUUGCAGAGAGAGGGGGCUGGCAUGAGGCCCUCCCCACCUCGAUCACCCUCCCCCCAACCUUUAGCCCCUUCUGCCCUUCCCCCUGCCUUCCCAGGGGGUGACCCUUCUAUGUGGAGGCCGUGGUGAAGAAGAGAAACCCUCUACCACUUUUCACUUGUUCUGUCCCCCCUUCUUCCACUCUUCCCUAAUAGUGUCCAUUACAUCCUCAUCUCCUGGGAUGUUUGAGUGCUGGGCCUUUUCACUCUGAGAGCAGAGAGGUCACCGAAUAAUAGUAGGUCUCUGAGCCCCUGGGGGUUUUGUGGCAUCGUUUGAAGCACUAUUCUUUAUGGUUGAUUUACUACGGUGUGGGCUUGUUUGGAAAUUUGAAAAACAAAAGGGAGCCACGACCAAGGAUGCUCACUUAGAACUGAGCCCAUGAGAAAAAGAAUUGUUGCUUCAUUACUUGAUGGUAAUGUUAUUUUGGUAAACCAGGAAGCAAUGUACUUUGCUUAUUUGUAUUUCAUUUUGAAAACCUUUUCUUUACUUCUUAUGAUUUUUCUUUUCAUUAUUUUAGUGUGGCCUUUUCACUAAAGUUUAGUGUGGCCUGAAGGCUUUUACAUGAUACCUCUGAUUGCUAGUGACUGGUUUCUGUAACAAAAUAAUGGGCGUGUGUUGGAAUGUCCUGGAUAUAUUGAGUAUGUAAAUAUAUGCCUGAAACGCCAUGACCUCUGAUACUUUUUUGCUGACAAUAGAUGUUUAGACUUUACUGGUCCCCAGUUGUCUCACUUGAAGCAUUUUGUAUACAAAGUCAGGUUCAGGUGCAACAAAUACACUAUUUAGAUGCCCAUUCUGUGUGCUGGGUAUCAGAAAAUGCU
Hemibagrus wyckioides is the source of this 4495-nucleotide messenger RNA. RefSeq names its product hairy-related 8a (gene her8a). Bases 3189 to 3767 code for a protein of 192 amino acids. Gene Ontology annotation, biological process: anterior/posterior pattern specification; regulation of neurogenesis; regulation of transcription by RNA polymerase II. The record is from RefSeq and is a predicted model, not a curated record. Lineage: Eukaryota; Metazoa; Chordata; Actinopteri; Siluriformes; Bagridae. The transcript is spliced from 4 exons. Gene Ontology annotation, cellular component: nucleus. Gene Ontology annotation, molecular function: protein dimerization activity; RNA polymerase II cis-regulatory region sequence-specific DNA binding; DNA-binding transcription factor activity, RNA polymerase II-specific.